Messenger RNA from Acaromyces ingoldii, 2730 nucleotides. RefSeq lists its product as hypothetical. Gene Ontology annotation, molecular function: ubiquitin protein ligase activity. Bases 254 to 2665 code for a protein of 803 amino acids. Gene Ontology annotation, biological process: ubiquitin-dependent protein catabolic process; protein ubiquitination. The record is from RefSeq and is a predicted model, not a curated record. The transcript has 4 exons. Lineage: Eukaryota; Fungi; Basidiomycota; Exobasidiomycetes; Exobasidiales; Cryptobasidiaceae.
CGCCCGACUCAAUCUCCGGCCGUCUGCUGCCGAGUAAGCAAGCAGGCACGCUACCAAUUGGCCUGUGUACACGCUCUCCGUAACACAGAGCCCGACAGCCAGAGCAGCUGGCUGUUCUUGUCAAAGGCCUCUUUGCCCUGCAGGGUCGCCCUGGACGAGGAGAGGGCAGGCGGCAUAGCGCUCAUACCCUCCACACACCGGCUAAGCAGGCAAUCUUGAGGGUCCAAGCUGGAGAGAAAGAGAGCAAGCAAGCAUGGCGGCAGCAGCGGUGGCAGAUCGAGUCGGGGCCAGUCUGUCUUGGCUGAGCUCGCACGUGUGGACGCCAGGUGGCUUAGUCUUCGACGCCAGCUCGAUGCCGUUCAUGGACUCUCAGCCUGCACUGGCUUCGAGAAACACAGCUGCCGUCUCUCACCCAGAGAUGGACCAGCACUACCCUGGAGGAGAAGACGAAUCAGGAUCAUGGGACAUGAGCGAGUCACCCUGGGGGUUUGUGGCCUCGCGAUACGCACUCACGCUCUCGAUUGUGGCCGUCGUCGUCAAUCGGAUCACUCACAUCUGCCGACCGCAAGGCAGGCCGAGACCAUUGCCGGCGUAUCGGCGUCUCAUGAUCCAGAUCCCUACGCUCGUGUUUCUCUCCUACUCCGCUCUAAUCCUCACCCUCACUACUGCCCAAUCGCUCUCGCCUUCGAGCCAGUAUCCCAAGCAGCUCGCAUCUCUACUUCGGGUGCCAGAUUACGCAAACGUUCUCUUGGACAGUGGGGCCAGCCCGGCGAGCAUACACGCUGCCAACGCGACGCUUCUGUGGCACCUAUUCCUCAGCGUCUGCGUCGCCGUCCUCUCAUCGACGCUGCUGCGCACCCUUGAAGGCCUGACCAACAGCCUCAACCCUGACGACUAUGCCUCGAGCCCCACCUUCAAUCUCGUCGGCUUCGCGGUCCUGCUUCAUCUGCACGCCACCAGCCAAGCUUUCCCGCCCAACAAGCACGUUUGGCUCACCAUUCUGCUCCAGGUUGGCGAGGUUCUGGGGCUUCAGAUUUGCACUGUCUUCCGAGAGCCUCCAAUUUCUCGGCUCUCGCUCACGACCUUCUUCGGCCUCACUUCCACGCUCCAUUACCUCUUGGCCGUCCGAUCGGGUGACAUGGGCUACCCCUUCCUACAAACAUUCAGCCGAGCGCCGGACGUGGCGUUGAUUUCCAUCAUCCUGUUGACAUUGUUCCUUCACGCGCUUACGACCUUGCUCACCGACACGCCCCUAUCCUUUCAGGGGCUCGUCGAUCCUCGAGCACUGCCUUCGCCUAGUGACGACUACAGUCUGGCUCUUUUCAAGCUCGGCACUGCAUGCUUGAGCUCGACGAGACUCAGCGGCCUCGAUGCUGACCUCAUCGACAUCACAACGGCAUCAGAGACAUGGGUCGAAGUUCGUGGGUCGACUGUCGUCGUUCGCGAGGUAGACGGAUCGAUUGCCUUGCCCGACGCCGGCAUCGUGGGUGGCCUCGGCCGGGAGAUUCGGAGGAUCAAGUCAGCCAGGCCCGACGACUUUGAGCAGCCGUCGUACUUCUCAUCGUCAGCGAGGGUUAGAGCAGCGUGGACUUUUUCCAAAACACUCUUCCGGACAUUGGCCUCUUUGGCAAAGAUGAUGGGAAGCAGAUUCUUGAGGGCGCUGCCCUUUGACCUGCCGCGAACCCCACGGUGGAUUCGGCGGCCGAUUCGGCGACUGCCGAGAACCAUCCGGCUUCUAUGGCACGGGACAAAUGGCGAGGAGAGGCGGAGAGCACGCAUCCAAGAGGCCAGAAGACAGGCAGAGAGGCGAAGCGAGGCAAGGCGGAAGGCGUUGGAAGAAAGGAGCAGGCGUGAAGGCGCUGGCAGGGCCAUAGGCACCUCGUCGGCUCUUGACGCUUCUCACACUGCAUCGGCUGCAGAUAUCCGCAGCAGGAGAGCACUUUCGCCUGUCGAUGCUGGCACAGCAGCUUCCUCGUGGUACGGCUUCUUCUCACACGACGAGAAUUUCGCUGAAGAUGAUCAGGACGAUGAGUGGGUCGAGGAAGACGAGAUGCAAGGAAAACUCGCAAAACCCGUCGACAAGAACACAGACGACUAUUGGGGUGGUCUUGGUCAAGGCUCGCGCCUGCAUGACGAGGGACAGUCAGACAUGAGUGAAGACGAGGACGAAUGGGAAGACGACGAGCUGAGCGAGGAAGCUGAACAAAUCGAAGGCGGAGAGUUGCUCACCCUUGCGCGAGCCGAUUUGCCCGAUGAAGACUUUUCAAACGUUCUCAUGGCGCACCUUUCCCGAAAUGAGCAGCAGGGUGUUCUGACGAGGAGAGGCUACCGCCAACUUCUCGGCGGCCACUCCCGAGCAGAAGAGGAAGCCAGCAGGCUCAUUGACAUCAUUCGGGAGCGGAGGACUGCUCCAGCAUCGACGGAAAACGAUUCAGAGAGGGAGAGAAUGCGCCUUUGCGUCAUCUGCUACAUCGAGGAUCGCACCAUCAUUUGCUGGCCGUGCCGAUGCUUGGCUCUCUGUGACGGAUGUCGAAUCGCUAUUGUGACGAGGCCACCACCAAGACACUUCGAGAGCGCAUUCGAGUCUUCACAGGCCCGCCCGACCCAUACGUGUCCGACCUGCCGGACACCCGUGACAGGCUUCAGCCGAAUCUAUUCACCAUAGUGUAUCUCUCUUUCAAAUCUGACUAGUGUUUCUCUCGCAUGUUGCGCACAUUGUGUGAUGGGGAU